Xyrauchen texanus (razorback sucker) is the source of this 1302-nucleotide messenger RNA. RefSeq names its product beta-1,3-galactosyl-O-glycosyl-glycoprotein beta-1,6-N-acetylglucosaminyltransferase 7-like. The record is from RefSeq and is a predicted model, not a curated record. NCBI's taxonomy places the organism in Eukaryota, Metazoa, Chordata, Actinopteri, Cypriniformes, Catostomidae. Bases 1 to 1302 code for a protein of 433 amino acids. Gene Ontology annotation, cellular component: membrane. Gene Ontology annotation, molecular function: acetylglucosaminyltransferase activity. The transcript is spliced from 3 exons.
AUGGUCCAGCUUGAGAGCACCAAGUGCGGUUUUCUCCUUUGUCUUGGAAUCUGCAUACUAAUCUGUUUCACCAUCUACAUGAAAGUCAAAGUAUCCAAUAUCCCUCAAGCUAUUGGCCCUCCAAAUGUCAUGAGCUGCCCACCCCUGCCCGACAACUGUCCAAUUCUUCCAUCGCCAUCUUCUGGGUAUAAAUGGCAGCGAAAGAACUGUAAGGAGAUCAGCAAUAUCAACAAACCCAAAGUGAACUGCACUCGAUUGCGGUCAGAACUUCAAUUCAUUAUGAUGCCACUGAGCAAAGAGGAAAAAGAGUUCCCUUUGGCCUUCAUCAUCACCAUACACAAGGAGCUAGAAACAUUUGUGAGGCUCCUGAGAGCGAUCUAUGCACCUCAGAACGUCUACUGCGUUCAUAUAGACGCUAAAGCGCCAGAAGAAUACAAGAAAACUGUCCAGAACUUGGUAAGGUGCUUCCCAAAUGUCUUCUUGCCAUCUGUCAGCGAAAGGGUGGUCUACGCUGGCUUCUCCCGUCUUAAGGCUGACAUCAACUGCAUGAAGGAACUGGUAAGAUCUCCAACAAAAUGGAGAAGAGUUAUAAACUUGUGUGGCCAGGACUUCCCCAUCCAAACCAACUUGGAGUUGGUCCGGUACAUGCACAGCUCUGAAUGGAAAGACCGGAAUAUGACACCUGGAGUCAAGCAGCCACCAACUAUGCAGCACAGGACUCAGUUUCAGUACGAAGAGGUAAAAGACUCCCAUGUGGCACGAAAGGGCAAGGGUGCAAAGAAGGGACCUCCUCCGCACAACUUGACUAUCUAUUUUGGGACUGCUUAUUACGCCUUGACAAGACAGUUUGUGGAAUAUGCCCUCAGCAGCCCGCUGGCCCAAGACUUGCUGAAGUGGUCUAAAGAUACCUUCAGCCCUGAUGAACAUUACUGGGUAACAUUAAAUCACUUGGAGGAAGCACCUGGCAGUUUCGUCAAAGGCGGGUGGGAAGGCAAUAUUCGUGCAAUCAAAUGGAGGGACCAAGAGGGAACUGCACACCAAGGCUGUGAAGGACGAUAUGUCAGGGACAUCUGCAUCUUCGGGAUUGGGGAUUUACCAUGGGUCGUUAACAAAGACAGCAUGUUUGCGAAUAAAUUCGAGACUGCAAGCUUCCUCGAAGCUUUGGAUUGCAUGGAACUGUGGCACAGGAAUAAACUUCUCCAACAAGCCAAAGUUCCCAUUCAGCCAUCAUGGAAUCUUGCAAAAGUGGUCAAUGUAAACAGCCGGAGGUUGAACGUAAAGACUGUUUUGGACCAAAUAUAG